AUGGUGCUACACCCCGCCAGAGCCGGCAAAGCACCACCGCGACGGCGAAUUGUGACCCCGGCGCUUCCUCAGUCGCAGGUCAUUUCCUGGCGUUUCUCGAGCGCGCCGCCUAAACCUGCCAGACACGUCGAAAAGCACGUCGAAGAUCCCGUCGAGGCUUCAUCGCAGUCCAAGCAUGCUGCGAAGAAUGAUUACCCCGAGAAUAGAGAACGGACAAAAACCAGCCAGGAGCGGCACAGAAGCUCUGCCUUGACUAAAACGCCCUCGACCGAACCCAUUCAACAUGCGGAAGUCUCGCUGAUAGCGUCGGUGUUGGAUUCGUUCUGUGCAUUGCCAACUGGGCUCAACCCCUCCAAGGAGGAUGAAGAAUUAUUGAAAUUUUGUAAACACAUAUACCUUUGCAAAUUCGACGACCUGACCGGCGUAUCGCGAGAUGUUUAUGGAACUCGGGGAGACGCCGUUUUCAACCCUGUCCGCGAUAUUAGUUUUGCCCUGUCACUCCGAUCGUCGAUGACACUACAAUGGAUGCUUAUAGCCGCUGCAGCCUUUGUCGCAGGCCGCCGAGGAGAGGGCCCGUCAGCGUCGAUAUUCCGUCGCAAAUCAAUUGCAUACCAAACGAUGCGUAAAAAUCUGAUUGACAGUCCAGCAAAGGGUCCCGUUUCUGAUGACUUGGUCGACAUGCUCAUCAUGGCAACUAUGACUGAGUCACGCAUAUCCCAACGCGAUGCUUCGAAUAUACAUCUUAAGGGAUACGAAAGAGCCGUCCAGACAAGAGGAGGGCUGAGGAAGAUGAUUCUGGCCUCCAAAACACAUAUAAUAUUGUUUACAAGCCACUUGAUGCCGUAUCUUAUUUCCGAACCACCAGCAACUGAUGUUGUACUCGGGCCUGAAGCUCUCGGGUAUGCCUUGCGAAUACUUGAGAUUAUUUCCAAAGGGGAAAAUACCGUCGACCCAUCCGAACUACUGUUUACGGGCCCAUCCGCAAGUAACGAAUUCACGCCGUCAAUGAGCCUUGAUCUCAAUGAAACAAUUCGUCUCCUACUAGCGUCCGGCCUUCUCUGCCGUUAUCUACGACCCAACUUUUCGAUAUAUAGCCGCUACGCCCUUCAAACCGCUCAGUACCUCACUCUUUUCAUUGUUCUGACGGGGAUCUGGCGCCUCCGUGAUCGAUUACCACUAGUCAAGCUCUUUCUACACCGCCUCAAUGUCGCGCUUGUUCGAAGCGGCGACCAUGAUAACCAAGGACAGAACUUGCUCACUAUGGAAGGGCUAAUGUGGAUUACCAUCAAAGCCGCCUUUGAUGGUCUCGAUGGCGUCCGCGACUGCCAGGCUAAUCUUAUUGUUGAUUCCAUGUCCGCCCUGAAGCUUUUCCGUGCUGCUGACGAGACCGUCAGGCGGAGGCUGAUUGAACAUAUGUAUCAAAUACUCGUGGAAGGGAUUGAAUGCUCCAUGUUGCCGAGGAACUUGAGGAACUCCGAGGCCGCGGGGGCGAUGCCAUUACGAAUACAAGACUAUGGGAACUUCAGUCGAGACAUCAACGAGACCACUUGA
Talaromyces proteolyticus is the source of this 1551-nucleotide messenger RNA. RefSeq lists its product as uncharacterized. The record is from RefSeq and is a predicted model, not a curated record. NCBI's taxonomy places the organism in Eukaryota, Fungi, Ascomycota, Eurotiomycetes, Eurotiales, Trichocomaceae. The transcript has 3 exons. The coding region runs from base 1 to 1551 and encodes 516 amino acids.